CCUUAAAGAGUUUGACGAGAGUUCUUUUCGUUCGUUCUUAGACUGUAUAGGUCGAAAUAAAAGUAGAAUAUUGGAGUCAAAAGAAUGGUAUUUAGGAUUCUGUUGAGGCUUUAGUUCUGCAACUGUAAGGUAGUUGCGAGACAUUGAAGCACACCCUCUUCUGAUUUGAACACUAGAAAUUAAAAAGGUUAAUACUUCCCCUUUCUUUAUCAUUAAACUGAGGAAUGAGAUGGUUUUGUUCAAAGUGAUAGGCUCAGGAAGUUCCAGAAAAUGGCAAUGUGCGGGCAUCUUCCUGACUAAAAAGAUAGGUUUCAGACAAGACAAUCAGUGAUUUUUUAGUGAAGCUAGUUUGAGCUUUUGGGUGACGUACAGAUGGAUAAUGGAAAGGGGAUUGAAGUGGGUAUGAAGGGUGAUGCGAAGGGUCCGAAAGAAUCAUAUUGCUGGUCUGAUGAGAGGAUAAAGUUACUAAUCGAUAUUGCUAUAGAUUAUUCACGCAAAGGGUACAAGCUGAAUACUUCUUUCACGAAGGAUGGUUGGGCCCACUUAUUGAGAGAGUACAACCAAAAAUGUGAGAAGCAAAUAGCCAUGCAACAACUUAAGAAUAGAUGGAAUAUUUUGAAAGCUAUGUGGGUUGCAUGGGUGUCUUUGAAAAAUAGUGGUUGGACGUGGAACACGGCUUUGGGGACUGUUGAUCCACCUAGUAAAGAACAUUGGGAUGCUUAUGUAAAGAAACAUAUUCAUGGGAAGCAUUUCAGGCAUGGCCCAUUGCGUAAUGAACAAGAACUACGGGAGUUGUUCUACUCUAUUGCUGCUGAUGGUGAAGGUGCAAUUUGCACCUAUGAAGAUCACCCACUACUACCCUCACCAAAAGGGGUAACAGCUUCCAACAGUGCAGCGUUAAACAUGGAUGCUGAUGACUCAAGUAAUGAUGAUGUCUUGCCAGUUGAGGUGUUAAAUAUGAAGAAGAAAACGAAGCAGAAGAGCAAGAGAUCUAUAGGGUCAUCAUCCAAGAGGUCAAAGAGUGAUGAUUAUGAUGAUGUGGGUGACACACUUAAGAGAAUACUUGCUCUAGAAGAGCAAAGAAGAGCAAAGAUGAUUGGAGGAAAGAAAGAUACCACACUUAAGGAGGCAGUUGAGAUUCUUAACUCUUUGGAAGGGAUUGAACUUGGUAGUAACAAUCAUGUGCUGGCUUUGGAGGUGCUAGAGGACCCAACCAAAAGAGAGAUGUUUAUUACGAUGCAUGAAUCAGCUCGAAUACCAUGGCUCCUUAGAGCAAUUCAGAGGAAAGCAAGAGAGGACCUUGGAUCUCCUAUUUGAUGUGCAUAAUAGACACUUUUUUUACCAUAUGGUUUGAACCAAGUUAGCUGUCAUCAUAGAUUUAAGGCUGAGGCGAUAAAAGGAUGAUUUUUUAUUUUUUGGCUACUGAUCUGGUCACCAGCAAUCACCACAUGAGGAAAAAUGGAAUAUAAGAGGGGUAUUUUAUGACAAUGUAUGGGGAGGGAAGCAUUAUUACAAGACCUGUACUUGGAUA
Molecule: messenger RNA, 1531 nt
Organism: Telopea speciosissima
Lineage: Eukaryota; Viridiplantae; Streptophyta; Magnoliopsida; Proteales; Proteaceae
Product: L10-interacting MYB domain-containing protein-like
Exons: 3
Coding region: 373-1317 (314 amino acids)
Source: RefSeq, a predicted model, not a curated record